AUGGAAUUGACCUUAACUGAGACUAAGGAGAAGGAGACUCUGUGGGGAGCCGCGCUCAUAGACCAAGUGGAUCCAACAAGGUGCAGUUCUCUUACUAGACUUUGUGGAGUAGUUGGUUAUGUCCGCAGAGCUGUAAAGAAGUGGUUGGCCCAUGUAGGCAGGGCCUCCAAGCCAGCAAAGUGGGAGGCAGUAUUGACAGUAAAGGAACGCAAAGCUGCAUUCGAAGACCUGUGCUUAGCCGCCCAGAAUGGAGUUACGUUUCCUGUGACGACGCUAGACAGACUCGUUGUCAGUAGGGAUGAGGCUUCAGGGCUACUGAGAUGUCAUGGUAGAGUCCAGGCUUUGACCCAAGGAGAGAUUGGUGUACCCUUGGUUCCCUACAAGGCGUGGAUCAGCACUCUUCUCGUGAGAGAGGCCCAUGAAACUAAUCACGAAGGGGUUGCUGGCACACUCCUCCGUGUGAGGUCUAAAGCAUGGGUGGUGAUGGGUUCAAGGAUUGCCAGAAAUGUUGUUGAUUCUUGUAUGCAUUGUCGGAAGAUCAAAGCAAGAAUGUGCAAACAGGUGAUGAGUGAACUUCCCCUUGAACGAACUAAACCAGCCGCACCAUUUGAGUUUACGACGUUAGACCUUUUCGGUCCUUAUGUUGUUAAAGAUACUGUAAGACGAAGAGCGGAGAUGAAAGUCUGGGGCGUGGUAUUCAGCUGUAUGGCUUCGAGAGCAGUACAUGCUGACAUUGUGGAAGAUCUGUCGACGGAAGGAUUCCUGAAAGCAUACCAGCGCUUCACAGCUCUUAGGGGUCACCCAAGAAAGCUCUGGUCGGACCAAGGGACCAACUUUGUGGGUGCCAGACCUGUGUUACAGGAGCUUUAUGAGUUCCUAAGUAACAUCGACAAGGAUCAGAUCCAGAAGAAGGCAGUAGUUGGAGGAACCGACUGGACGUGGGUGUUUCACCCGGCUGACUCUCCUCAUCGAAAUGGAGCAGCCGAGGCAGCAGUUGGUGUACUUAAGAGAGCUUUAAGUAGUGUUGGCAAGGAAUGUAAUCUGACAGCACUGGAAUUCCAGACCCUUCUGUACCUGGCUGCUAAUCUGUCAAAUGAGAGACCUAUCGGUGCCAGAGCUCAGGUACAAGAUGAGACCGUGGAAGUAAUCACUCCCAACUCGCUUCUGCUCGGUCGCGCAGGACCCAAUGGGGACUCCCGAGGUUUUGAGUAUCCAACUUACCCUGUCGUGCGUCUAAGAACAAUCCAGAUUGAGGUUGAUAAAUUCUGGAAGCGAUGGAGCCAGCUGGCAGGUCCAAACCUCUAUAUCCGCCAGAAGUGGCACGCGCCUGCUAGAAAUGUUGCAGUGGGUGAUCUGGUAUGGUUAGCUGAUCAGAACGCACUGAGGGGUCAGUUCAGGCUGGGUCGAGUUGUGGAGGUGUGUCCUGAUGCGAGGGGUGUAGUACGAGAUGUGAGAGUGGCAACAUGUCGAAGUUGUCCAGUUUCCGGCGGACAGUUCAAGAGAAACCGAGGUGAGGAGAACUAUCCCUCCACCAUCCUCCACAGGGAUGUUAGGAGGUUGGUGGUUCUGCUUCCAGUGGAGGAGCAGUAAAGGAUCCCCACCAUGGUGUGUUUCGGUGAAGGAUCCCCACCAUGGUGUGUUUCGGUGAAGGAUCGAAACUUUCCCCGCUACCAUCUUCCCCGAGGCUGGUAGUGUGUUUCGGUAAAGGAGGUCGUAAUAUUAUCAAGGACAAUGUGUGUUGUUUUGGACAUUAAAACUACCAUGAAGAUAGUUAUUCAUGUUGUAACAUGAUACGUUCAUAUUCAAGUAUGCAAUGUUAUUUGCAUGGAUAGAGAUAAUUUCAUAUCUAGAAGUGAAUUGUUUGGUUGUGGUGGCCUACUUGGAUUCUAGAAUCAGUAGACCAAGUGGGAGGUGUAGAACUUUCCAGCAGGUGUCGCUAUUAUUUUACAUAUGCAUAUCAUUAUUGAUAGAUGUUAUUAUUAUGUUUUGGGGUAUUUGAAGAAAUAAGUAUGUAUAUUUACCAUCUCAUUCUAAAUUUGAGGACAUUUAUGUUAUAUUUCGUAUAUGUUAAUCUUACUAGGUUACAGGUAUGUUUUAUUAUCUUUCCUAGUCACCAGAUUAUGUAUAUGUAUAUGCGUAGUUAGUCAGUGCGCAGGCGCCGCCUAUGUUCAUUUUCAUUCUGUUGUUGGAUCAGGACUGGUACGCUUGCCGGUUUACGACCUAGCAGUCGAACUAACUGAUUAGUUAAGACAAGCUAAACGUCACACAUAACUAGCUUGUGGAUGAUUAUUGUGCAUUUGUACACAAUAAAGGCUCGAGUUGUAUCCGCCGUGCUUGUCCUGAAACCCUUCCAGUGGGGAGUUUAGUGAGCUAUACCAGACAGCUUAUUAAAAAACUGGACACGUAUUAUUGAUUCGCAUUUUCGUGUGAUCGUGACCCAAAAUUAGAUGUUUAGUCAUAGCCUCAUACAUUUAAAAUUGUAAUAACAGGGUCCGUCUUAAAGGAAUUUAAAUAUUUAUUUUGUACACACUUUAAAAUCAUUACCUGGUUUGAGAGGACUAUACACUCACACACAUCAUGGUAUGUGAGGUCAUAGUUGUAUUCAUACACACACACAUCAUGGUAUGUGAG
This is a messenger RNA of Megalobrama amblycephala (Wuchang bream), 2631 nucleotides long. RefSeq lists its product as uncharacterized. Gene Ontology annotation, molecular function: nucleic acid binding. Bases 1 to 1590 code for a protein of 529 amino acids. Lineage: Eukaryota; Metazoa; Chordata; Actinopteri; Cypriniformes; Xenocyprididae. The transcript has 2 exons. Gene Ontology annotation, biological process: DNA integration. The record is from RefSeq and is a predicted model, not a curated record.